Capsicum annuum is the source of this 861-nucleotide messenger RNA. RefSeq names its product protein transport protein Sec61 subunit beta. The record is from RefSeq and is a predicted model, not a curated record. The transcript has a single exon. NCBI's taxonomy places the organism in Eukaryota, Viridiplantae, Streptophyta, Magnoliopsida, Solanales, Solanaceae. Gene Ontology annotation, cellular component: Sec61 translocon complex. Bases 269 to 598 code for a protein of 109 amino acids. Gene Ontology annotation, biological process: intracellular protein transport.
AUGGUCCGUCAAACUCAAAGUCCGUGUAGACUAGGCCGGAUGGCUAAGCCGACCCGUAUUUAGAGCUCUACUUGUUUUAUUGUGCACUAUGCACUCAUGUUUAACCACGUAACUACCGGUCUAACUAAUUAAACUCACACGUCAUUAUAACAGCCCCUGAAUUUCCGUUUAAUAUACUUUCACCCUCUCUUACCUCAAAUUUAUCAUAAUAAUCACUCUCCACAACCCCUAACAACACACUUCUCCCUAGACCAACAACACCCAAAUAAUGGCGCGAGGCGCUUCUUCCCAAUCCACUUCCUCCUCCACCACCCGUCCGGGUACCACCGCACCCCGUGGCUCCGCCGCCGCUGCAGCUGGCAUGCGCCGACGUAGGCUCAGUGGUUCCUCCUCUGCCGCAGGUGGUGGUGGUAGUGGCGUAGUUGGCUCUGGCAACGCCAACAAUAUGCUCCGAUUCUAUACCGAUGAUUCUCCCGGUUUGAAGAUCAGCCCGACGGUUGUCCUCGUGAUGAGCCUUUGCUUCAUCGGAUUCGUUACUGCUCUCCAUGUCUUGGGAAAAUUCUACCGCUACCGAUCCGCGUCGGGCUCCGGAGCCUGAUUAUUCGGGUUUGUGACUUUGAUUUCGGAUCACGAUGAUUUUGAAACCCACAUCAUACAGGACAAUUUAGUUUUUUUUUUUAUGGCUAAUUUCACGGUCUUUUGUUGGUUCUAUUUCCUUUUGUUGGCUGAAUUUGACUCAGUGUUAGGAAGAUGAUAAAAGAAGCUCCCACGUAAGGGAAUUCUGGAGUUUACAUGUGUAAUGCACACUCUUUGUUCAAAAAUUGUUCCGUUUUGCUAUAUUAAUUGGUUUGUCUUUUAUUA